This is a messenger RNA of Toxotes jaculatrix (banded archerfish), 3571 nucleotides long. RefSeq names its product KN motif and ankyrin repeat domain-containing protein 4-like. The coding region runs from base 231 to 2924 and encodes 897 amino acids. Lineage: Eukaryota; Metazoa; Chordata; Actinopteri; Toxotidae. Gene Ontology annotation, cellular component: cytoplasm; cytoskeleton. The record is from RefSeq and is a predicted model, not a curated record. Gene Ontology annotation, biological process: negative regulation of actin filament polymerization. Gene Ontology annotation, molecular function: protein binding. The transcript has 10 exons.
CCAAACAGCCGCGGCAUGCCACUCUCCCUGACAGCACCUCCCUGCCUUCUCAGGAGACAGACAGACAGGCUGAACUGAAGCUGAGAACAGACUGUAGUGGACUGUCUGGCAAACACGCCCUCACAUCAGCAAGACAAAGUGGAGGAAACUGCUGAACACAUGUCACAAGAUACCAAAGGUCCAACCAGAUAAUGUGACAACAAAUAGUCUGGAGAACCAAACAAAGCAAAAUGAUGGAAGGACAAAAUGGAAAUAUCUCACCUCAUAAAACAACGGCAAAUGGAAUUAAAGGGAAGCCUCCUUACUCUGUGGAAACCCCCUAUGGCUUCCGACUUGACCUGGACUUUCUGAAAUACGUAGAUGACAUAGAGAAAGGCAACACUAUCAAAAGAGUCCCAAUCCAGCGCCGGAGCAAGGGUCCCCGGGCAAGCACUCUCCCCAGGCACCUCAACCCUUCUGGGUGUGGCUACCGGCCGAGCCCCUGGGGAUCUACUGGAGCUCUUGGCCCCAGGUCCAGACUGUCUGAUGCCCAUCAUCAUGGCUACACUUCCUGGGCACAGGAUCACAGGUCGCCCCUUUCUCCCACGGGGCUCAAAUCCUUGGCAGAGAUGGAGGCCAGAAUCAAGGAGUUUGAUGAGCAACCUCUAGGUGAGCACAUCAGACCUAAUCUCCUCCGUGCCUCCAGUCUGCCUCUCACAGUAUUACUAAGACAGGGCUCAGAGUCCACGGAAGACUCCGGCAGCCUCCGGAGUUCUAGGGAUCACCUUGGGGGAAGAAACAUCUCCUGUGAAGACAUUUUCUACUCGCCAGAUAACCCUCGACCCCAGGACUGCUCAGGGCUGUUGAGGCGUCUGACCGAGGCCCUUGAACGCGUUGGGGAGCUGGAGAUGGAGGUGAGAGUCAUUCCAGAGCUCAGGGCUCAGAUCUGCAUCCUCCAGGAGGAAAGAGAAAGACUCCGCCUGGGCCUGAAUCCACGUAUCCAUUCCCCUUCGAUGAAUGGUACCACAGACCCUCAUACCCUGUCCCACUACAGCACUGUGGACAUCAAAAAGCCUCGGCAUGAAAGUCAUAUCAUGUUUGCUAAAAAUCACAGUCAAGAUGACUCUAAUCCAACACAUGAAUGGAGGACUAGUACAGAUCUGGAUGAACUGCUGACGGUGACAUCCCUGCAGGCUAAGGUAGCUGUGCUGGAGCAGAAGCUCCAUGAAACUGGUCUGGAGCUCCAGAGGGCCUUAGGUCUGCUGAGGGAGCAGCAGGAGGAGAGCAGACGGAAAGAUGAGAAGAUGGAGCACCUCAUCAGGAACCCAGGGGUGUGGGUCCGGGCAGAGAGGGUGGUGGUAGACCAGGACGGAGAAGAGACAGUGGUGAGAUCCAUUGAACCAGAUUAUAAUAAAGUGUCUUUUGCAAGAAGCCAUGACGCAUUCGGUGGUACAGGAACUGUUACCACAAACGGACAAAGAAGUCGACAACAAGACUCUGCAGUCGAUUCCUCGUCUGCUGAGAGGAGUCCACUGGUGUCUGCUGAACCUGGAGAGGCUUCAGCUGAGGACACAGCAGUGGUAGUCCACCACAUAAAGAAGAUCAAGAGGCUCCUGGAUCAGCAGUGGGAGUGUUUGUGUGCAGACAGGGGGUCAGGAGAGGCGGGUAAACCUUUGAAGCACCCAGACCCUAAAGUCAACUCCCUGCAGCAGGAGAUGAAGGGACUUGUUGACAUCCUCACCUCCUACUACACCCAGCAUGAACACAGUGACGGAGAAAGGAUUCAACACAGAGCCUCUAAAUCCAUCAUGAAGACAGAUGGAUGUGCCCGGACGUCAAAAAGCCAACAUUCUGGGGGUGUUAAUGAAGGAUGUAAAACAACCGCAAGUGGAAAUCUACUUGGGCAGGAUGGUAUGAACCCGAGCGUUCAUGGCAACUCUGAGCAGAAGGAGAGGAGCACCAGCCCCAGAGAGAUGGCUGCUGCCCAGGUGGAUGCAGAUCCAGAGAGGAGACGGAUGGAGGGAGAGAGGCAAAUGAGCCCAGACAGACAGAUGAUAUCGGGAGGAACAGGAUCAGGGUGGACAGAUGGAGGCGUAGCGACUGUGGAAGCUGAGGCUCCAGAGAAAACGGCCAAGACGAAACCAAAGCCCCCAGGAGAACAGAUGGAGAGGUACCCUGGCUCGGAAAGAACCACAGGGGGCAGAGAGACUGUGAGUGCAGACUUUAUGGCUGCCUGUCAGUUCCUCAACAACCACAUGGACAACAUGGAGAACCCCAAUGAGGACAUGAGGAAGGCCCUGGUUGUGUUGUUUCAGCACUGGUUCAGUGCGGCAGCAGAAGAGACUUCAGUGGCCAGCAGGGUGGCUGUGCACCUGAAGGAGGUGAAGAGAGCCACUCCAUCACUGCUGGCCUUCCUCGUCAAUCUGGCUGACGACAACGGCAACACAGUGCUGCAUUACAGCGUGUCCCACUGCAACUACAGCAUCGUCAGCCUGUUACUGGACACAGGUGUGAGUGAUGUCAACCUUCAGAACAACGCUGGCUACACAGCGGUGAUGCUGGCAUCACUGACGGCCCCGGAUGGUCCUGGUGGCAUGGAGGUGGUCCGCAAGAUAAUGGAGCUGGGCAACAUUAACUUUCGCUCCAGCCAGACGGGCCAAACCGCUCUGCACUUGGCGGUGAGACACGGCCGAGUUGUGAUGGUUCGCCUGCUGCUGAGCUGUGGAGCGGACGCCAACAUCCAGGACAGCCAGGGAACCACGGCCCUGAUGUUCGCAUCUGAGAGGGGCCACACACACAUCGCAAGGCUGCUGCUGGAGAGGAGCCAGUGCGACCUAACCCUCACUGACAAGCGUGGUCAAACUGCGCUCUCUAUCGCCAUGCAAGGUUCCCACACUGAUACAGCCGCCCUCCUGCAGGCCCACGCUAAAGCUCGAGCUCUGUAAUCCUGGAACUCAACAAUCUGCAGACCUUGGAUCCUCUCACAUGUGCUCUUUUCUGUCUGAUGCACUUCGAAACGCAGUUUAAGGUUGGCGCUACGUGCUUGGAUUGAGCUGUUUCUUUCAUGAUGUUACUUUUGAAUCCUGCACUUCUGCACGAACAUUAUCUUGAGUUUUGGAUGAACUGGACUCUGUGUCAUGAAUGAGUCAGGUCAAGCUUUAGAUGAGAGUUUGUCUCGAAUGCUGGUGCAGUUUUCUAUUGUCUUUACUGUUGAUGUUCAUAGUUAGGGCUGAUCUUUGCACAUCCAAGUAGCCGCUUCACUAUUCAAUGAAAAAAUAUAUUUAUUACAUGUUUAUUGUAUUGGUCAUUGGAAUAUGUUGAGAAUUAUCAAAAAGUCUGCGCUUCCGAUCAAAUGUUCCCUAUCACAGGUGCUUCUCUGUUUAUAGAGAAAAAGUUCAGAUUGCUCUUUGCAUUCUUGCAGCAGCUCAGCACUUUUCAAAUAAAAUAUGUUUAAAAUUGAUCAAGAAAUGCAAAGUACUCGUCUGAAGCCGCAUGCUGUGUACACUAAGGAAAGACAAAUCUAAACCAACCUGUUGAUUUCACUCACUAGCAAUUUCUAUCACGAUGUAAACAUUGGUUGUUUUUAAUAAAA